CAGACACACAUUCCCUCCCUCCCUCCGUCCAUUUUCAGCCUCCCCUCUCUCCCCUCCUGCAGCAGUGACAUGUAACCGGACCAGAAGGCGACAUGAACGGGCCUCAGCUGAGUGAGCUGCCGGACGACUCGGAGCAGCUGGAGCCGUACGUGAUCAGCCUGAGGCGGACAGCCCUGCAGGCCGCCGAGCUGUCUGCGGUCCGGACCUUCUCCGACGGCUUCCUCAUCAAGUUUCUGCGGGCCAGAGACUUCGACGUGGAUCUCUCUCUGAAGCUUUUACUGAACUACCAGCGUUGGCGGAGGGAGAGUCCUGAGAUCAGCGGCUGCCUGUCUCCCCUCUCUGUGCUCGGCCUCCUCGGCACGUCGUAUCAUGGCGUCCUCCCACAGCGGGACCACAGCGGCAGCAGGGUGCUGGUCUACAGGAUCGGUCAGUGGAACCCAAAGGACUGGUCGGCCUUCCAGGUGUUCAGGGUCAGCCUGAUGACGUCAGAGAUCAUCUCCAUGGAGACACAGACGCAGAGGCGGGGCCUGAAGGCCAUAUUUGACCUACAGGGAUGGAGUUUAGGCCAUGCCUUGCAGAUUAACCCCUCCCUUGCCAGAAAAAUAUCCUCUGUUCUCUCGGACUCAUUUCCACUUAAAGUUCGAGGAAUUCAUCUGGUCAAUGAGCCGAUGUUCUUCCGGCCAGUCUUUGCCAUGAUUCGUCCCUUCCUGCCAGAUAAGAUCAAACAGAGGAUCCAUAUGCACGGGGCUGAUUACCACGACACUUUAGGUGACUUCUUCUCACCAGACAUCCUGCCGCCAGAAUAUGGAGGGGAGGGGCCUGGAGUAGAGGAGGUGUGUCAAGACUGGACCAAUCAGCUGCUUCAAAAGGAGAAGCUCCUGCAGCAGAUUGCCACCCACCCGACAGCUGAUAUCGCCAUCACUGCUGACGACUCGUUGACCUCAGGGGAAGCAGAGACUGAACGCCCCUCAGAGGGAUGAUGUUUGGAACUUACUCUGGACCUGACUGUCUGGCAGCCAUUUUUUUAAAACUCUGGAGUACUGUUGUUUGCUCUUUUAAAAGAGCUGAAAAGAUUUCUCCAUCAGAUGGACUUUGAGUUUACAUGAUUUUAGUCUCCCUAUUACAGGACACUGCUCACUGAAAUCUGACCAGAAGGUGACGUAGCAUCUUCUGCUUGAAGCUGAAGUCACAGCAUCAUGUCUGGGCUGGUCUCUCUUCCACAAGCUUCACUCAGAAAAACAAGAUUGAAUCUAGGGCUGAACGAUAAUCAAAAUACAUAUAUAUAUAUAUAUAUAUAUAUAUAUAUAUUUUGACAGAUAUUUUAAUAUGAGUUACAAUUUCAGGGUGGAUGAUGAUUUUUACAUUUCAUUUUUACUGACAAAAAAUAUAAAAAAGAUGAUGAUAUAAUUUUUGUUGGUCUUGUACCAAACAAAUAUCUGGAGAAUAUAAUUCGUCUGUUGUUGUGACACAUUUGACCUUUAUCAAAAAAAACUGCAGCUCCUGCGAAUUUGGAUAUUACACACAUACGCAGGGAGCCACACAACACACAGUUAAGAAAGGCUGGAUUUGAAGUUAUUAGUGUUGUUACAAAGGUCAAAAAGUGGGAUUUUAAUUGAGGUUUUCUUACUUUUGAAGCUGAACGCAGGUCUUCUAGUUUCACUUCUUUCUUUCUCUCUUUUUCUCCCUCAUCUUUGCUUAUUUUCCAACAGCGAGAUGAUGUCUAUUUCAUGUCUGGAUGUUAAAUGCUGAGUUUGAGUCAGGAUGUAAUUAUUUGGCUCUGUAAGUUAAAAAACUACCAACACCUCUCAAGCCACUGAUUAAUAUGUUGUAUCUGGUUUGUUUAACCUGUGCACAAAAACACAUGUAAAAACAACAGUUUUCUGUAUCUAGCAACCACAUGCUAAUGCUAACGACACACAACACAAAUGUGCUGGGUGAGCGUAAAAACUGUUAUCCAUCAAGAACUCCCUUUAACUCCCUUUCUUCAAUGUACAGGUUAAACUAACAAAACACAGUGUAAAAAGACACUAUAAAAGUGUUGAUGGGAGUUGUUUUUGAUUUAGAUAAGAGCCACACUAGGUAAUUAUUUCCCUCCAUUUUUUUACGCUAAGCUAGGCUAACCCCCUCCUGACUCCAGCUCUGUGCUUCACAUGCAGAAAUGAAAAUUAUAUUUAUCUCCUCAUCUCACUCUGAAAUAGAGAGCAAAUAAUUAUAAUAAAUUUUACACAAUGUUGAACUGUUGUUUUGCUUCUGAGGCAGCCACAGUCAGAGCUCGAGGCAUUCUGUUUUCAGCUUGUCUGUCCAUCCACUUGUCUGUUCUCAUGGUCACGAUAUCACAGUAACACCUUGUGGGAACUUCUUCAAAUUUGGCACAAACAUUCAUUUGGACUCAAGUAUGAACUGAUUAGAAUCUGGUGGUCGAAGGUCAAUGGUUGAGGUCACUAUAACCUCAAAAAAGACUCAAAACUCCAUAACUCAAAGGUCAAGGUCAAAGGUCAACUCCCAUGUGACAUCAUAAUUUUCUGCAAAAACACUUCUGGCCAUUAUUGAACACUGUAACUCAGGAAGGAGAGACUGUGACCAUAUUUCCUGUAAGUUGGCUGGUUGGUGGAGGUAUUUUAAAUCUGCUGAUAUCUGCUCGAUGCUCAGUGUUGACAGUUUGGUGAGGGUGGGAACUGGUUUGACUAUUAUGAAGUUGUUUAGUGUUUUGGAGCAGAGACUGGUCCAAAGACUGAUCAGUUUACUUUGUCACCUCAACUUGGAAACAAACCGACUGUAUCUUAGUCUUUCACUUUUACAUGAAUAUUGCUGAAUGUUACUGUUCUAUAGUUGUGUCCUCAGUGAUGGAUUGGUAGAAGGGGAUUUGUGCAGCGGCUGCAGGAGACUACCAGCCCCACCAGCUCUGCUUGAAACCAUCAUCUUUCUGUCAAAUCCAAUGAAAGUCCUGGAGUCCAAACAGUUUCUAGCAGUGUGUUUUCAUGUUGGAACAUGAACCCUGCCUUCCCUCCAGAUCAUCACUCCAUCCAGACCUUCAUCUAAUCAGCAAAACAAAUUCAUCUGUCUUCUGUCUGUUCAUGGUUCAUGGUUUGAACUAUGGACUUUAUUUUAACAGUUUAAAAGGUUUUUAAACUAAUAUAAUAAUAAUUUAUAUCUAGGGGGAGUAAUGUAAUAUGUAUGAAGAGUAGAUAGUGAUUCCUUGCACCUUUUGGACCAAUAUUAUGCAUAUUUCCAAUAUACCCAGGUAUUGUUAAAAUGUGAAUUUGCUGUUCUCACUGACUUUAUAACUAUACAUAUAGAAUAUGUUCAUGAUAACAGGAGUUGAUUUUAUUGGUGAAUUUUUGACUUUUUAUCUUUUAAAAAAAGAUAAUGUAUUUCUUAGUAUUUCUUUAAAUGAAAUUGAUUUUAAAGUUACAUAAAAGAAAAUUGAAGUUAUGAUGGUGAUGUUUUAACUGUUUAUUACUUGACCUGUACAACAACCCAUAUGAUGCUGCGUAUUAACUUGCUCUUUUUAUAAACUGGAACAAUCAUAUUAAUAUUUGCGGCAGAGACCUGGUCUUAUAUUCUUGUUUGUCAGCAAUGUUUGUGCUCCUGAAUGGGAAUGAUGGACUUUUGUUAUGAAUUUUGUUAAUAAAUGGUGCGUUUGAA
Seriola dumerili (greater amberjack) is the source of this 3645-nucleotide messenger RNA. It is a transcript of the gene ttpa, whose product is annotated as alpha tocopherol transfer protein. The transcript is spliced from 5 exons. Gene Ontology annotation, molecular function: phosphatidylinositol bisphosphate binding. The record is from RefSeq and is a predicted model, not a curated record. Bases 93 to 980 code for a protein of 295 amino acids. Gene Ontology annotation, cellular component: membrane. NCBI's taxonomy places the organism in Eukaryota, Metazoa, Chordata, Actinopteri, Carangiformes, Carangidae.